Messenger RNA from Spirodela intermedia, 1613 nucleotides. NCBI's taxonomy places the organism in Eukaryota, Viridiplantae, Streptophyta, Magnoliopsida, Alismatales, Araceae. The record is from the annotation of a GenBank genome assembly.
AUGGCCACAUGCAAGGGGAAUGAUGGUGGAUCGUUCAUCAUGGAGCGGGCCGCCGGCGGUGGACUCCGCCUCUGGUCUCUGUUCUCCGGCACCUCCUUCCGGAGGAAGCUUAUUGAGGCUCUGAUGUGCGGUGUCUCCCAGGAGGAGAGGGAAGCCAGCGUCGGCGAUAACUGUCCACCACCGCCGCCGCUGAGAAGGGAAGAGAGAGAGAAGCCGGGACCCGCGCCGUUGGAGGAGUCCAGGCGCCACACCAAGUCCGAGCGGCUAUCAGUGUUGCUAAAGCUGGAUGUCAUGGAAUCGGGAUCGGAGUUGGAGGCAGAGACACGGAGGAAGAUGGAGGCCUUGGAGGUGCUCCAGGGUGUCGUGAAGAGGCUACAGCCUCGCGACGAUGUAGAGAAUGAGCAGGAUCUUCGAAAGAUGGAGGCCGCGAAGGAUGUGAGGAGGCUGGCCAAGGAAGAUACGGAGGCGCGGGAGACGCUGGCAAUGCUGGGGGCGAUUCCUCCCCUCGUAGGAAUGCUCGAUUCCGCUGAUGUCAAUAUCCAAGAGGCUUCACUCUACGCUCUUCUGAAUCUCGGCGUCGGCAACGACAAGUAAUGUCCACUUUCAUUGGCGUCUCCUUCCUUGUAUUUUGGAAUCUCCAGUUCUUAUCCUAGUCUUCCUCUUAUGUUUUAUCUAGUGUCAAUCGUUCGCCUCGUAGGAACAAGGCCGCCAUCGCCGAAGCGGGAGCUGUCCACAACAUGGUGAAGCUUAUCCAGACGACAAGCCUUCCACUGAGCUUAUCGGAAGCGAUCGUUGCUAACUUUCUAGGUCUCAGCGCCCUCGACGCCAAUAAACCUGUUAUCGGCUCCUCCGGUGCGAUCCGCUUCCUCGUUGAGACCUUUCGGAACCCCGCCGCGUCCCAUGCACUGGCUAAGCAGGACGCUCUUCGCGCCCUCCUCAAUCUCUCCAUAGCCGCCGAGAAUGUCCCUCAUAUUGUCGAUGCUGGGCUCGUCCCCGACAUCGUCGCUGCCGUGGGAGACAUGGAGGUGUCAGAUAGGUUGCUAUCUGUGCUCUCAAAUGUGGUUUCCACGGUGGAGGGCCGGAGGGCGGUUAGGCUCUCGCAGGAGGCAAUCCCCAUCCUGGUCGACGUGCUGCGCUGGUCUGAUUCACCGGGGUGCCAGGAGAAGGCGGCUUACGUUCUCAUGGUGAUGGCUCACAAGGCGUACAAUGAUCGGGCGACGAUGAUCGAGGCGGGGAUCGUGUCGUCACUUCUGGAGCUCACAUUGUUCGGGUCGUCCCUUGCGCAGAAGCGGGCAUCACGGAUACUGGACUGCUUGAGAGUAAACAAAGGCAAGCAGGUGAUGGAGGGAUCGGAAGCUGGUGGUGCAGGCUUCAGCGGUCCCGCCGUGUCUGCGCCCUUGUGCGGUUCCAGGCAGGAGGAAGGAGGGCUGGAAUGGGACGAUGAGGCGGGAAUAAGCGAGGAGAGGAAGGCGGUGAAGAGCCUGGUUCAACAGAGCCUGCAGAACAACAUGAGACGCAUCGUGCGCCGGGCCAACCUGCCGCAGGACUUCGCUCCGUCCGAUCACUUUAAGACGCUCACCGCGACCUCCACUUCCAAGAGCCUCCCAUUCUGA